This is a messenger RNA of Catharus ustulatus (Swainson's thrush), 801 nucleotides long. Its product is annotated as tetraspanin-3-like. Gene Ontology annotation, cellular component: membrane. The coding region runs from base 1 to 801 and encodes 266 amino acids. Lineage: Eukaryota; Metazoa; Chordata; Aves; Passeriformes; Turdidae. The transcript has a single exon. The record is from RefSeq and is a predicted model, not a curated record.
AUGGAGAAGAUUAGGGCUGUGAUUGUUCUGCCAUCUUUGUGGUGCUGUGAAGAAGCCAACCUUAGGUCCUUUGCUCAGUCUGUGCUGAGGUUUCUAGGUUUCAUCUUCUGGGGAACUGCUGCAGUGCAGAUGUUUGGUGGAGUCUCAGUGAUCCUGAUGCUCAAGAACUACAGCUAUUUAUUUCAGGAGUAUUACGUGUCUCUCCCUGGUUGGUUGGCUCUUGCAACUGCGCUUAUAUUGCUGCCUACUGGACUACUGGCUGUUUCUAUUUCUGUUAAGUGUUCCCGCAACCAGCAAGGGACUUUCAUGUACUUGCUGGUGCUCCUUCUUUGCCUAGAAAUGUCUUCAGCAGUGCUGGCAUAUUCCUACUCUGUUAAGACAGCUUCUCAGCUGGAAAGUGCUAUGGGUUACCUGGUUCACCAGCACAAUUGGACAUGCUCCCAGGAUCCUGGAAACAGCCCUGUAGAUGUGAUACAGAGGAAGCUGCAGUGUUGUGGGGUCCACAGCUACACAGACUGGCUAAAGGCAUCCUCUUCUUUAUAUCACCCAGCUUGUGUUCCUGAAAGUUGCUGUAAGGAGAAGCAUUCUCACUGCACAGGAGACUUAGCCCAUGUGGACCAGCUUUCUGACAAAGGCUGUCUAAAGAAGCUGGAAGACCAGUUGUGUUUUGCCAUGCUGUACAUUUUUUGGUGUUGUCCUGUGCUGAGCAUCUUGGAGCUGUUGGCUGCUAUCAGCAAUGGCUUCCUCCUGAGACAUCAGCCAUUCCGUGAACUCCGUAUUUUGGACUCACAAACCUUCUGA